CGCAUUCCCUUUUGAAUUCUUAAUAAGUAUUUAAGGGUCAGGAAUCAAAGUUGAAUUGGACAUCGUGAGUUUGGUACCAACAACAACAACAACAAUGGGAUUCUGGGGGAUUGAAGUUAAGCCCGGGAAGCCAUAUCCUUAUCAUGCAGACAACAUCCAGGGAAAGCUUCAUGUCACUCACGCUACACUAGGCAUUGGUUCAUCCAAUGAGAAAACCAUUCUUCAGUGCUCUUCUGGACACAAAAGUCCAAUUUUCUUGUGUUCAUUGCUACCGAAUAAGAUUGAGUCUUGCCCCUUGAAUCUUGAGUUUGGUGAUGAUGACUUAGUGGCUUUCUCCGUCAUUGGACCACAAAGCAUCCAUCUUUCUGGUUAUUUUGUCGCAGAUGAUGGGGAUGACCUUAGGGACGACUAUGAAUAUGAUUCAUUCCCAGAGGAUGUUGAGGGAGAUACAGAGGAUUCAUCUGAUUAUGAUACUGAAGGUGAAUAUGAUGAUGACUACACAGAUGAUAGUGAUAUGGAAAUUUACCGAUCUUCGCCUGUCCCAAAUAGUGGAGUUAGAAUUGAGGAAAUAGUGGACGAUGAAAUGCCUGAAAAUGAAGAAGAUCCAGAUCAGAAAUUGAAGAAAAAGAAACAGGAAGCUCAGAUGAAAGAGAAAGUUAACAAAAUGUCUCCAAUUAGGGGUGAGACUGGCCAUCCUGUUUCGGAAAGUGAAGAAGAUGAUAUGGAAAGUGAAGAUGAGGAUGGUUUUCCAAUUUCUGCUGCUGAGAAAGUUAAAUUUGAAGUUAAAGGAAACAAUGCACAUAAGACAGCUGAGGAGGCUGGCAAAAAUGCAGAAGAUGUUAAUAAUUCUCCAAGCUUAAAACGGAAAGUCGAAAGUGCCGAUGGAGAUGAACCGCAGCAGCAAGACAGGAAAAAGAAGAAGAAAAAGAACAAGUUGAAAGAACCUGGUAAAGGGGAAAGUGCUCAGGCACCUGGCAAAAGCAUGAUGACUGCUACACCAGAUGAAAAACAUCCAGAGGAGAAGGAAGUUAAGACUACAGAAGUGCAUGAUGAAAAACCAUCCAAUGAGGAGCUUGUUGAGAAGAAAAAGAAAAACAAAAAGAAGAACAAGGCUAAAGAGUCCCAUGGAGGAGAAGCAACUCCAAGUCAAAUUGAUAAACCUGUUGAAAAUAAGUUGUCUGCCUCAGAGAAAAAAGGAAAGAAACAAGAGACAGAAGCGAAGCCAUCUCAAGUGAGAACCUUUCCAAAUGGGUUGGUUAUUGAGGAGAUAUCUAUGGGUAAGCCAGAUGGCAAAAGAGCAGCUCCUGGAAAGAAGGUCAGUGUUAAAUAUAUUGGCAAGCUGCAGAAAAAUGGGAAAAUAUUUGACUCGAAUGUUGGAAGGGCACCCUUUAAAUUUCACCUUGGUGUAGGACAAGUCAUUAAGGGAUGGGAUAUUGGUGUCAAUGGGAUGAGGGUUGGGGACAAAAGAAGAAUCACAGUUCCACCAUCUAUGGGAUACGGUGACAGACGGGUUGGAAGUAUACCACCAAAUUCGUGGCUUGUGUUUGAUGUUGAGUUAAUUAAUGUUGAUCGCUGACUUCAACUUUUUGGUCCUUCAUAUUCAAUCUUCUCAGACUGGGAGAAACAUUAAGUUACACAUGAUACAUUCAUCUCGAGAGUUUUAGCAUUAGAGCACAAUUUUGUAGGAAAUUUUGGAUUCAUAAGAAGGAUUUAAUUUUUGUUUUAAUAUAAAGUAAGGAGAUUCAAGACCAAAUAUAAUGAAAGAAAAGGAUUGUGAAAAUUGUGGCAAAUGAUAUGUAUUAUUACAUUUAAUUAAUCAACUACUUUUUA
Arachis stenosperma is the source of this 1830-nucleotide messenger RNA. RefSeq names its product peptidyl-prolyl cis-trans isomerase FKBP53. The record is from RefSeq and is a predicted model, not a curated record. The coding region runs from base 95 to 1576 and encodes 493 amino acids. Gene Ontology annotation, molecular function: peptidyl-prolyl cis-trans isomerase activity. NCBI's taxonomy places the organism in Eukaryota, Viridiplantae, Streptophyta, Magnoliopsida, Fabales, Fabaceae. The transcript is spliced from 11 exons.